Molecule: messenger RNA, 4260 nt
Organism: Drosophila rhopaloa
Lineage: Eukaryota; Metazoa; Arthropoda; Insecta; Diptera; Drosophilidae
Gene: Sec24CD
Product: protein transport protein Sec24C
Exons: 7
Coding region: 336-3899 (1187 amino acids)
Biological process (GO): COPII-coated vesicle cargo loading; intracellular protein transport; endoplasmic reticulum to Golgi vesicle-mediated transport
Cellular component (GO): COPII vesicle coat; endoplasmic reticulum exit site
Molecular function (GO): SNARE binding; zinc ion binding
Source: RefSeq, a predicted model, not a curated record
ACAGUGUUGGAAAACAGCGCUGUUUACGUGGCAGCAAAAAGAGCAAAAAAAUCGAAUUGGGGAACUGACGUGGAAGUUCGUUUAGCUCGAAAUUAUUUUUGUUUUUCAACAAGCGACUCGUGCGCCGCGGCCGUCGAGAGUUGAGGCCAACACCGAGUGGCCAAAAGUGAGGAGUUAGUGGUCAGGAGUCCGGCCGUGCAGCCCCCAAAAUUGCCAAAUUGCAGUGGCGAACUUUGAGCCAACCCGUGUUUUCUCUCCGUUUCGCGUGAAAGUUGUUUGGUGAUUUCGCUUUUAGCCCUAACUUUAUUUAAAAGGGUGAUUAAUACGGCCAAGAAAUGAAUCCGAAUAUGUACGGACCACCGCCGACGCAGUUCCAACAGCAGCAGCCCCAGUUUGGGGCUCCUCCGCCGAUUUCCGGAGGCUGGCCACCGCAGCAGCAACAACAACAGCAGCAGCAGCAACCACCACAACAACAACUGCCUCCGCCGCAGCAGCAACAACAACCACAAUACGGAGCACCUCCACCAACAUCGGCGGCACCACAGGCUUACCUCAACGGCAACUACCAACAGCAGCUGGCCACGUCGAUGAGCGGUUUGAAUGUGGGCGGCGGUGGAGGUGGGGUCAAUCCCCUUAAGCCACCGCUCCCCCAAGGAGCUCCCAAUACUUCCGCUGGACCACCACCAACCGGUUUCAAUCAGUUCAACGCAAAUGCGGCACCACCUCCGACCAACAACAACAAUGCUGCAUAUGGUGUUCCACCGACGGCGACUACGGGUGGUUAUGUCAACGGAGCACUUCCGCCCAGCAGCACACCACAGAGCGUGGCCAGUGGGAUUAAUCAGAUGAGCUUGAACAGCGCCAGUUUGGCGGGACUGCCGCAUAUGCCGCCUCCGAAAGCUGCGACGCCUGGAGCCGCUCCUGGUCAGCCUCCAGUGCCUGGAGCAGGUUCUUCUCAGCCACUGCCUGGGCAGCCUCCACUUCCCGGUCAGAUUCCCACAUCCCAGCCUGCUCCUGGCCCUUUUGGAGUCCCAAGUUCGCGACCGGGACAGCCCCAGCUUCCCCCUGUGUCGGCUCCGCCAACUUACACGCAACCUGGAUUGCCGUCCCAGCAGCAGCAGGGAAUUCCCCCACUCCAGCAGCCGGGACUACCACCCCAGCAGACGGGAUUUCCCCCACAGCAGCCUGGCUUGCCACCGCAAACGCAGCCGGGCUUGCCACCGCAGGCAGGAGCUUAUGGAGCACCCCAACCAGGCGGCUAUCCAGGUGGCUUCCCAGGACAGGCUCCCGGAGGCUUCCCUGGAGCACCACCAAUACACCCUGGGCAGCAGCCAGCAGCUCAGCCACAAUUCGGUGCCCCGCAACCGGGCUAUCCAGGUCAGCAGCCGGGUUAUCCUUUGCAGCCGGGACAGCAGCCCAUGCCAGGAUAUCCACCACAGCCAGGACAACAGGCAGGAGCCCCAGGAUAUCCACCGCAGCCAGGUGGCGGCUUUCCAGGCCAGCCAGGACGUCCUGGCUUUAAUCAACCUCCAAUGCCGGGGGCAGGAAACAUGUACCAGCAGGCACCGCAGCCACGUCGCCUGGAUCCCGACCAGAUGCCUAAUCCCAUCCAGGUGAUGGUCGAGAACCAACGUCUAGCUGGCGGGCCGUUUGUAACCAAUCAGCCGGGCUUGCUGCCUCCAUUGGUGACCACCAAAUUCGUGGCUCACGACCAAGGCAACUCUUCGCCGCGCUUCCUGCGCUCAUCGCUCUAUUGCAUACCCAAUACCGGAGAUCUUCUCAAGACCACUGCUCUGCCCUUGACGCUGAACAUCUCUCCGUUAGCCAGGAUUGCUGAAGGGGAAAUGGAGCCACCGAUUGUGAACUUCGGCGACAUGGGACCGAUCCGUUGUAACAGAUGUAAGGCGUACAUGUCGCCCAACAUGCAGUUUGUGGAUGCUGGCCGGCGAUUCCAGUGCCUGAUGUGCAAGGUGACCUCGGAGGUUCAUCCGGACUACUACCAGCAUCUGGAUCACACUGGACAGCGAGUAGACAAGCACGAACGACCUGAGUUGCUGCUGGGCACCUACGAGUUCCUGGCCACCAAGGAUUACUGUCGGAACAACACUCCCCCGGAAGUUCCCGCCUUUAUCUUCAUUAUCGACGUCUCAUACAACACAGUGAAGUCGGGUCUGGUUCAUCUACUAUGCUCCCAGAUCAAGAACAUACUCAAGCAUUUGCCUGUGGACCAGGGUCAAGAUAAAUCCAAGGUGCGAGUGGGUUUCAUUACAUACAACAGCACCGUGCAUUUCUACAACAUCAAAAGUAGUCUGGCCCAACCCCAAAUGAUGGUGGUGGGUGAUGUUCAGGAGAUGUUCAUGCCCCUGCUCGAUGGAUUCCUGUGUCAUCCAGAGGAGUCUGCAGCUGUAAUCGAUGCUCUGAUGGAAGAGAUUCCUCGUAUGUUUGCGGAUACUAAGGAAACAGAGACGAUUCUGUACCCAGCGAUUCAAGCCGGUUUGGAAGCUCUCAAGGCUUCCAAUGCAUCUGGAAAGCUGCUGGUGUUCAACUCCACGCUCCCCAUUGCUGAAGCACCUGGCAAACUGAAGAACCGCGACGACCGAAAACUUCUGGGCACGGAUAAGGAGAAAACCGUACUCACCCCGCAAACUACUGCUUAUAACCAAUUGGGUCAAGAGUGCGUCCAGCAGGGCUGCUCAGUGGAUUUGUUCGUGUUCAACAACGCUUACAUUGACUUGGCCACGAUUGGACAGGUUCCUCGGUUGACCGGUGGCGAGGUGUUCAAGUACACGUACUUCCAGGCGGACGUGGAUGGCAAGCGACUGAUCGAGGAUAUCAUUAAAAACGUAUCAAGGCCGAUUGCCUUCGAUGCAGUGAUGCGAGUGCGCACAUCUGCAGGCAUUCGACCCACGGAGUUUUUCGGCCACUUCUUUAUGUCCAAUACAACGGAUGUGGAGCUGGCUAGUAUUGACGCCACCAAGUCGGUGAGCAUUGAGAUCAAGCACGACGACAAGCUGGCGCCAGAGGAGAACGUGUACCUCCAGGUGGCACUGCUGUACACCUCGUGCAGUGGGCAGCGACGUCUGCGUGUCCUGAACCUGGCAUUGCGGGUUACCACGACGAUUGCUGACGUGUUCAAGAGCUGCGACUUGGACGCUAUGAUGCUGUUUUUCGCCAAGCAGGCCUGCUUUAAGCUGAUGGAGCACUCUCCCAAGCAGGUGAAGGAUAACCUUAUUCAUCGAUCGGCUCAGAUCCUCGCCUGCUACCGCAAGCACUGCACCUCGCCCACCUCCGCCGGCCAGCUUAUCCUUCCCGAGUGCCUGAAACUGUUGCCACUGUACGCCUCGUGUUUGCUCAAAAACGAUGCUAUUUCCGGUGGAUCGGACAUGACGCUGGACGACCGAUCUUAUGUUAUUCAGUUUAUCCUGUCUAUGGAUCUAAAUCAAUCCGCCAGCUAUCUGUAUCCCCGUUUCAUCCCCAUCCACAACGUCGUGCCCGAGGAGACGGAUCUGCCGACUCCCAUUCGCUGCACGCACGAAAAGACGCAAGAAGACGGCGCUUACAUCCUGGAGAACGGAGUGCACCUAUUCGUCUGGCUGGGCCAGUCUCUGUCCCCGAACUUUGUGCAGUCUGUCUUUGGCGUCCAGGGACUGCAACAGCUUGCUUUGGAGCGGUUCAAUAUCGUGCCGGAAACGCCGCUGGCCAAGCGCAUUAACGGCAUUCUGGAGCAGAUUAUGAAGGAGCGAUCGCGAUACAUGAGGAUCACCUGGUUACGGCAAAACGACAAGCUGGAGAGCGUGUUCCGGCACUUCCUCGUCGAGGAUCGCGGCACAGACGGCUCGGCCAGCUACGUAGAUUUCCUAUGUCACAUGCACAAGGAGAUCAAGGAUUUGCUAAGUUAGCAUGCCGGCUACUCCGGCACGUACAAACCCGAGCAGCGGUGGGCGAACAGCUAUUCCCAAAACAGGGCUCGGAUGCGUCGCCUGUCGUCCAUGCGCAGUCGCCUCGGCAAAUAAAAGGAGCAGAAGGAUCUGGAUCAGGAGCAAGAACUGGAACUGACAGCUGGAGAAACUUCAAUUAUAUUUACAUAAAAAUACAUAUACAUAUAUAUUAAUUAAUUGCUAUCAUUUCGAACGUAUCAAUUCUUCCAUUAAUUUUAUUAAAGUUUUCACAUUUUUGCAUUGUUUUACUUUAUAUAUAUUUGUAUGUAUUUUUUGAACACUGCUAAAAAUUAAACAUUUGUUAAACGAGGCAACUGCAAAA